This is a messenger RNA of Tremella mesenterica DSM 1558, 702 nucleotides long. RefSeq lists its product as uncharacterized. The transcript is spliced from 3 exons. The record is from RefSeq and is a predicted model, not a curated record. NCBI's taxonomy places the organism in Eukaryota, Fungi, Basidiomycota, Tremellomycetes, Tremellales, Tremellaceae. Bases 1 to 702 code for a protein of 233 amino acids.
AUGUGGAUCAGACGGCCGAUUUUGCAUGAUCCUAACCUUUCGGCCGUGCUGUCUCCUUCGGUGAUCCGGAGGGUCGAGCGUCAUGGGAACGCAGAGACGCGACCACAUCAGGUCUCACAACUCCUGCUUUCACCAAUCUACAGUAUGGAAGAUACUUCUUCGAGAUCUCGUUUACAGGAGACGGGGACUACUCAUCGGAAGUUCACGUACCGGCUUCACUCUGCACCCACUUCUACAUUGACAUCCCCUCUCACCGUGUCUCCCAUGCUCCCAAUGCGGACCAGUGAGACUUCCGUGCAGGUGACUCCUGAGUGGGUUUAUGAUCUCUUCCCCUUACCAAGUCCCCCUUCGGCAACACAACAAGUGCCAAGUGUCAUGCGAGUAAACGAAGACGACCUAUCCCCUACUGCAGGAUUGCCAAUCAGUCACACUGUUGCUGGAAGCUUGGAUUGUGUUCAUGGUUUCAUGACCUGCAGACAUUGCCACCCCAUUCCGGAUGGUUGGUCAACCGAUACGACGCCGACGAUCCGCCCACCACUACAAUCCCCUGGUGAUCGAUCCACUGUUUUCAUCUAUCAUUGGGGUUUACAGGAGCUUUCUGGUACUAGUGGUCGUAUGAAACAAAGUUCUCCGCAAAGCCCUUGUAGCGAAUACUCUGAGAGUACAUUUUGGAUCCCAUUCAAGCAGCUCACCGAAUGUUGA